ACGCAAACUUAUAACUCUCAUGUAAAAAAAAAUGUACAUCAGUUACCAAUUGAAAGAUUUCUCUGUUGACUCGAAGAUAUGAUGGCGUUCAAAUUUAAGUGAAAUUUGAAAUCAGGCGAUUGCAGUCAGCCAUCCGCUUAAUUUCCCUUACCACGUUUUCUAUUUGUAGAUUCUUCAGCGAAGGUGUCUGCCGGAAAGUUACUAAUCAUUGAAGCGGAUACGAAAUGAGUGGCAUUUAUUCAACUCGGCAUCAAAUAGUAGUCGAGAAAGAGGUCAAGCAAUUUAACCAAAACUCGCCUUUAUGCUUGGACAGGCACAGUCUUCGUUAAAAAUAACCGGGUGACCUAGUUUGUCCUUGACAUUGAACAUCUUUCAUUUGGUAACUUUCGUAGGUAAUCAUAGCCGUUCUCUAUUUCUUUCGAGCAUAAUGACAAAUUUUAUGUGCGAUAUCGUACCCGAUGCUCCUAAUUAAAGUGAUAUUACUGACUCCCUAAUGGUGCUAAACCGAGUGGAAGUGACAUUGUGUUAUGCAGUUUUUCAGAUUUGUCUGUGUUUACAAUGCUUUCAAUGUUUGGUAUUGCGCUUGGUUCAGAAUGGAAAGACGUCUACAUUCAACUAUACAGCAAAUGGAUUAACAAUCAGUUUAGAUGAUAAAGAAAAAUGCAUGCCAGACAUCGGUUGUUUCAGCGCCGGCCCGCCCUUUUUCCACGCUCUCAACAGGCCGAUCAGCCUUUUACCUCAGGACAGGGACGACGUUGCCACAGCCUUUUUGCUUUAUACCAGAAAGAAUCCCCACAUAUUCCAGUUCCUGAGAGCAGGAGAUCUCAUCAGCAUUCUAGAAUCCGACUUUCUAUUGGAGACGGAGACAAAAAUCAUCAUCCCUGGCUGGAUGGAUAAUAUGAAAGUCUCCAAUUGGAUGCAGGAUAUGAAAGACGCAUUGCUGAACUACAAAGAUUGCAAUGUUAUCAUCGUCGAUUGGAGCAAAUCGAACGGAAUUCCUUUUGCGCUGGCUGUAGCCAACACAAGAGUAGUUGGUGCUGAAAUUGCUCUGUUGAUCAACUUUUUGCAGGACUCUUUCGGAGUGAAACCAGAAUCCUGUCAUAUCAUUGGUCACAGCUUAGGAACCGAGAUAGCUGGUUAUGCCGGCGAAAGAAUCAAUAAUCUGGGUAGAAUAACAGCUCUAGAUCCUGCUGGACCUUACUUCAGAAAUGUUUCCACAAUGGUGAGGCUGGACCCAUCAGACGCUCUUUUUGUUGACGCGAUCCACACUCAUUCCAGCGACGUUGAGGAUGACAAGCCCAGUCGUUUCCAACCGACAGGUCACAUUGAUUUCUAUCCUAAUGGAGGACAAAGCCAGCCGGGAUAUCCAACUUCAUUUGUGGACACUUUUCUGAAAAAAGGUGUUCUAGCAGUUGCUCGCAACUUCGUGGUAUGUGACCAUUACCGAGCCAUCGAUUAUUUUAUGGCAACCAUUCCUAACCAUUAUGGAUGCCAGCCAGUAGGUGUGGUUUGCGAUUCUUGGGAAAGGUUCAUUGAUGGAAAAUGCUCCGACUGUGGGGUAGAUGGUAGUCAAUGUGCUAUCAUGGGCUUCCAGGCAGAUAUUAAAAAGGAACUUAUCAAAACAUACCCACCUAGGAAAUUCUUCCUUUUCGUAAGCUCGAAGCCCCCGUACUGUGUCCAGCAGUACCACGUGUCAGUUAAACUAGGAAACAAAGGCACGAUUCAACGAACUAUAGGAGAUAUUGUGGUAGUACUGAAAGGUCGUUUCGGAUCUCUCCCUGUGAACGUUAACGGAAGGAAUGGACUGAUAAGUCCAGGCAUGGUUUACAAGACAGUAGUGACAACAGACGAAGACAUAGCAGUAGAACAAAUCACAUUCCGGUGGACGUGUGCAACCUUUACCGUCUCCGAGAGCAUACGCAUCAAUAUCGAACAGCCCGAAGGAUGCAAACUGUACCUACACAGCAUCAUUGUUACAACAUUUACUGCAUCACCAAUGUAAGUAUUUAUUCUAUGUGGG
This is a messenger RNA of Stegodyphus dumicola, 2020 nucleotides long. RefSeq names its product pancreatic lipase-related protein 2-like. Gene Ontology annotation, biological process: lipid catabolic process. Gene Ontology annotation, molecular function: triacylglycerol lipase activity. The record is from RefSeq and is a predicted model, not a curated record. NCBI's taxonomy places the organism in Eukaryota, Metazoa, Arthropoda, Arachnida, Araneae, Eresidae.